Messenger RNA from Hyla sarda, 3383 nucleotides. It is a transcript of the gene ENPP1, whose product is annotated as ectonucleotide pyrophosphatase/phosphodiesterase 1. Bases 72 to 2420 code for a protein of 782 amino acids. Gene Ontology annotation, biological process: nucleoside triphosphate catabolic process; ATP metabolic process; inorganic diphosphate transport. Gene Ontology annotation, molecular function: metal ion binding; dinucleotide phosphatase activity; nucleic acid binding. The record is from RefSeq and is a predicted model, not a curated record. Gene Ontology annotation, cellular component: cell surface. NCBI's taxonomy places the organism in Eukaryota, Metazoa, Chordata, Amphibia, Anura, Hylidae. The transcript has 24 exons.
UCCACUGGCUCAGCUGCAGGCAAAGUGAGUAUAGCUGCUGCAACCGUAUUAUUGUGAUCACUUAGUGUAGCAUGGAUAGUGAGGCGAAGAAUGGAGGCACAGGCAGAGAGAUGCAGGCUGAGCCAAUGCUGAAUUCCCUGGAUAUGGCAGAAGAAGUGAGAGCUGCUCAGACCAGAAGGAAGAAGAAGUCCAGCAGAUGGAAAGUUCUCUCCCUGGUAAUCUGUGUUUGCAUAUUAACCGUUAUCCUUGGGUGCAUAUUUGGACUUAAGCCAAGCUGUUCUAGAGAAGUGAACAGCUGCAAAAAUCGAUGCUUUGAGCGUAAGUUUGGGAGCUGCCGCUGUGAUACAGCCUGUGUUGCACUUGGAAACUGCUGUUUUGAUUAUGAGGAUAUAUGUUUACAACCAGCGAACAUCUGGACAUGUGACAAAUUAAGAUGUGGAGAGAAAAGACUUCCCAGCAGCCUAUGCUCUUGUUCUGAUGACUGUAAGGAUGCCAAGGACUGCUGUGUGAAUUAUGAUGCUGUUUGCAGAGGAAACAAGAGCUGGGUAGAAGAAAAAUGUGAGACUAUCCAAACACCACUCUGUCCAGCUGGGUUUUCUCAGCCUCCAGUCAUCUUAUUUUCAUUGGACGGCUUUAGAGCUGAGUAUUUGCAAACAUGGGGUGGUCUUCUUCCUGUCAUCAGCAAGUUAAAGCAAUGCGGAACAUAUACACGAUCUUUACGGCCAGUGUAUCCAUCAAAAACCUUUCCCAACCAUUACAGUAUUGUAACAGGUCUCUACCCAGAAUCACAUGGGCUUGUGGACAACAAAAUGUAUGAUCCUCACCGCAAUGCAUUAUUCACACUAAGAAAUGCAGAAAAAUUUCACCCUUCUUGGUACCAAGGAGAACCUGUAUGGAUAACUGCCAUGAAGCAAGGGUUAAAGACAGCAUCUUUCUUCUGGCCAGGAUCGGAUGUUAAGUUAAAUGGAACAUAUCCAAAUAUUUAUAAAGAAUACAAUGGAUCGAUACCUUUUGAAACUAGAAUCAUGUCUAUCCUCAAAUGGCUGCACCUACCUGAAGAUGUUAGACCACACUUUUACACUCUGUAUUUAGAAGAACCAGAUUCAUCAGGACACAGGCACAGUCCAGUCAGCAGUGCAGUGAUAAAAGCCCUAAUGACUGUAGACCGCAUUGUAGGAAUGUUGAUGGAUGGGCUUAAACAAAUGAAUUUAGACAAAUGUGUUCAUCUCUUGCUUCUGUCUGACCACGGUAUGGAGGAGUCACGGUGUGAAAACAUUGCUUAUUUAUCCUCUUAUGUAAAUGUCUCUGAUGACUACAUUGUGGUGUAUGGACCAGCAGCCCGUCUAAGACCUACCCGGUUACCAGAUGAGUAUUUCUCUUUUGACUAUGCAGAUAUCGCAAAAAAUCUGUCAUGUAGACAACACGAUCAACAUUUCAAGCCAUUUCUGAAGCAACACUUGCCAAAACGCUUCCAUUUUGCUAGAAAUGAUAGAAUUGAGUCGCUUCACUUUUACAGUGAUCCAAAAUGGCAAGUUGUAAAGUCACCUGAAGAGAUAAAAGUAUGCAAUGGUGGUUUUCAUGGUUCAGAUAACCUGUUCAAGAGCAUGCAGGCUCUUUUUAUUGGAUAUGGGCCUAAGUUUAAACAUGGUGUAGAAGUGCAACCAUUUGAGAACAUUGAAAUCUAUAAUUUGAUGUGCGAAUUGUUGGAGGUUGAACCUGCACCAAAUAAUGGUACUCGUGGAAGUCUUAACCAUUUACUUAAGCAGCCACUUUAUGAGCCAUCCUUACCAAAAGAGCUAUUUGAACCGUUCCAGUGCUCUGUUAUUCAUGGAGCCAGGGUGAACAGCCUCGGCUGCUCUUGUGACUCACUAACAGAAGCUGAAUAUAAAAAACAAUUAACACUUACCCCUCAAAGAGAAUCUGACACUAAAAAGCUUAAUCUGCCAUAUGGAAGACCAUUAGUUUUGCAAAAUAGCAGCUAUUGCAUCUUGUACCAUAUUAAAUAUGUGAGUGGUUUCAGCUACAAUAUAAAGAUGCCAUUGUGGAGUUCAUAUACACUAGGAAAAAACGAUCUUGUGCCGGCUUCUGUGAAAAAUGAUUCAUGUUUAUUUGUGGAUGUUCGGAUCCCACAAGGACAAAGUCAAAGCUGUCAAUACUACUAUGACCACCAAUCUCUGACAUUUGGAUUUCUCUUCCCUCCAGGCUUCAAACGAUCCUCUAAAGAUGAUGAUUAUUCGGGACUUACAACCAGCAAUAUGCUACCAAUGUAUCCUGCAUUUCAAGGCAUUUGGAAAUAUUUUCAUGAUGUCUUGUUGGCCAAAUACGCAAAAAAGAAAAAUGGCAUCAAUGUGAUUAGUGGCCCCAUAUUCGAUUAUGAUUUUGAUGGGAAAUCUGACUCUUUGGAGCAAAUUAAAAAGUAAGUAAAGGGUUACUCUUCUGAAACUGUACAUUUAUUUUUUCUUGUUUAAUUGUAAUAGAAACAAAGCAUAAAUAGUCUUAAAGGAGAAUCAUCAUGAACAAAAAUGUAUACCCUAUCCGCAGGCUCUCCCAUAAAGAUAUAUUGAGAGGCGUGUAAGCCACCGCUUCCUGCCAUGGUCUGCAUGUUCCAUUCCCAGAGAGAGUCUGGGCCCCGUAUUCUGCAGAUAGGGGAUCAGUUUUUGUACAUGAUAUAUCUCUAAGUUUUCCAGAACAUUAAUAUUCAUGGACUUCAAUAUAAGAUUGGUGGUUGUCUGGCUCCCAGCAUCUUCACAGAUCAGUUGGCUUAAUAGGCUGAAGUCUUUGAUGGAUACUGUGUCCCCGUCACUGUAAACCAGACACAGUGCCAUACAUUUGGUAGUGGAUGUGUCUGGUAUUAAAGCUCAGCCCCUCUGCAUUUGUUUCCUUCUGGAUCUCGACAUAUCUUUGCACCAUCAUUGAGUUAUAUUAAUUCAGUUUUUUUAAUCCUAACUGAUAAGAUCCAAAAUAUGUUUUAUUGCAGGGAAGAGAAUUCAGAUGUCUACAUUCCGACUCACUACUUUAUCAUUCUGACAAGCUGCAAGACUUCCUUUCAGAGUCCUGACCAGUGUUCUAGCCCCUUGGAGGGCAUGUCAUUUGUUAUACCACACAGAGAAGACUACAGGGAAAGCUGUGCUGAACAUAAAGAAUUAACAUGGAUUGAAGAACUUCUGCGGUUUAAUGUAGCCCGUGUGAAGGACAUUGAACUUCUUACUGGACUUAGUUUCUUUCAUAACACAAAUUUCUCCGUUAAUGAAAUUUUACAGCUCAAAACAUUUCUUUCAAGUAAUUUAUGAGUGUUUUAAAGGGGUAUUCCGCAGGAAAACAUGUUUCUUUAAAACAACUGGUGCCAGAAAGUUAAACAGAUUUGUAAAUCACUUCUAUUUAAA